Molecule: messenger RNA, 390 nt
Organism: Salvia splendens (bonfire salvia)
Lineage: Eukaryota; Viridiplantae; Streptophyta; Magnoliopsida; Lamiales; Lamiaceae
Product: uclacyanin 1-like
Exons: 2
Coding region: 1-390 (129 amino acids)
Cellular component (GO): plasma membrane
Molecular function (GO): electron transfer activity
Source: RefSeq, a predicted model, not a curated record
AUGGGUCUUACAGAUCGCCCCAUUGACCCCGUCCAGUACCACUCGGUCAGUGAGGUGACCGAGGGGAACUACAAGGGGUGCAACACGACCAACGUGCUACAAUCGAUUAGCAAUGGGAACACAACAUUUGCCUUGACCAGCCCAGGCGAGCGGUAUUUCAUCUGUGGCAAUAGGCUACAUUGCCUCGGCGGGAUGAAGCUCCACGUCCAUGUUGUCGAGAACCAGACCGUGCCCGGGCCCGCUGGAGCACCCUCAGCGCAGCCAGGUGGAUCCCUACCGCCCGGGUCCUCCAAGAGCGACGAACCUUCGAAUUCAGUUUCAUUUGUUAGCCCUGCUAGCCUAGAAGCUCUUCUCCUUUCAUCUUUUGCCUCCUACAUUAUAUUUUUCUGA